Messenger RNA from Populus trichocarpa (black cottonwood), 1600 nucleotides. RefSeq lists its product as uncharacterized. The transcript has a single exon. The record is from RefSeq and is a predicted model, not a curated record. Lineage: Eukaryota; Viridiplantae; Streptophyta; Magnoliopsida; Malpighiales; Salicaceae. The coding region runs from base 253 to 1353 and encodes 366 amino acids.
CAUUAGCCACCCAUCAGAAAAUAGACCGCAACCCUCGAAUUCACCCUCUCCCUCCCACAAAAAUUACACCCGAAACCACCCCUAUCAAUCCGCUUCCGCCAGCGAUUGCCCCCAAAGCUUGAGCUCCCUCGAGGAACGUGUUUCCAAAUUUUCUUAUCCGAAUUUCAAAAUCCCUCCAAAACCUUCACCCAUUUAAUCGCUAUAUAAAUCACCCGAUCAUCACUUCACUGAUCGCUAUUGAAAGAACAAAAAAUGAAAGCCUCCCUAAAAUUUCGUGAAGAGCAAAACCCUCUUUUUAGAGCCAAAGUGCCACUAAGCAUCAUAGGUUUACCAUUCCAAUCAGGGAUUAUAGCCGGUGAAUCCAAAGAACUUUCUUUAAAUCUCUCUACUUUUUUUGAAUCAGGCCCCUCCUUCAAAUUCUCUUACCGUCCUAAUGACACCUGGAACCCCUUCUCUCUCGUUAUCAAAACCGGAACCGGCCCUUUCGGUUCUCCGGUCUCAAGCUCCAUGAUUAUGAGUGCUGAAUUCAAUUUGUUGGGUAAAGGUAGUAAUAAUAAUAAUUUGAACCCUAGCUUCAUGCUUCACUUCAAGCCUCAAUUUGGGGACUUUUCUAUUAAGAAGUCGCAGUCGUCCAGUCAUGUCAGUCACGUUACGAGGUCGAUUCAGAACGGUGGCGUUUCGUCUGAUGAUGAUGGAUCGGUUGAGGUCGUCGAGCCUGCGUCUCCGAAUACGACUCCGGCUGUGGCUAAUGGCAUGUUUUAUGGGAAGAGGAUUGCUGUUUUGCCUCCUGUGACGGCGAGUGCGGUUGCGGGGGUUUUUUCUGGUCUCGAAGUGGCAGCAAGGACGAAGUUGCCCGUGAGGAGCAGGGCUGUGGUGAAUUUCCGGUGGGGAGUUCGGGUCCCGGCUGAGAUCAAGAGUGGUAGUGGUGAAUCAACGGCUGGGAUUAAUUUCAGGAAGAUACCGUUUCUGGUGAUGAACAAGGUUGGGAUUGAACACGUGGAUGACGGAGAUGGGAGGAGUAAGAAAGAGGGGACCACUGGGAAGGUGGGGAUGGAGUUUGGGAAUUCUGACGUGGCAGAGGCGUGUUUGGGUGUGAAAAGGCAAUUAGAGAUACUUCAAAGCGAGAAUGGGCAUCUGAAGAAAGCUGUGGAGGGAUUGAGGGAGGAAAUUGGUGGAGGGAAAUUGUUAAUUGGGGAAUUGAAUUCUGGGAAACUUGAGAGAAAUGGAAUUAAAAGUGGGAGUAGUGGUUAUAAAAUUGAAAGGAGAAACAAUGAGAAGAAAUCAGUAGAAGGAGAUGUUAACGAGGAGUUGAAGAAGGCGUUGAAGGGAGCUACCAGUGGUGUUGGUGCUUGAAUUUGUUGAAAUUACUGGUGAAACUUUAAUUUGGUUAUGUUAAGAUAAGUAAUCGAAACUCAUUUCGCUUUGGAAUAGUGGUUUCUUUUUUGUUUGGAGUAUUAUUAUUAUAUAUCAAUUUUGUAAAGGUUUGUUUAGGGUUUUAUGAACUAUGUUGUUUUGUGGGUUUCGGUUAUUUGUUUGGUUUAGUAAUGCAAGAUAAAGAUGUAAAUUGGUUAAUAUUAAUGGGUUAGCAUUGAUUUGGAUA